GCGCCGUCCCCUCAGAGGGGCGCGGGCGCGCGAGCGGAGGCGCGGCGGCCCGGAGCGGAGCGGAUCGCUGGGCGGCGCGGCGAUGAGCGGCGCCCGGGGCCCGCGCCCCGAGGCCGGCGCCGCCGGGGCCGAGCCCCCCGGCCCGGCGCUGAGCGUGGACGUGGCGGGGCUGCUGGCGCAGCUGGCGCGCAGCUUCGCGCUGCUGCUGCCGGUGUACGCGCUGGGCUACCUGGGCCUGAGCUUCAGCUGGGUGCUGCUGGCGCUCGGGCUGCUCGUGUGGUGCCGCAGGAGCCGCGGCCUCAAGGCCACCCGCCUGUGCCGCGCGCUGGCGCUGCUGGAGGACGAGGAGCGCGCCGUGCGCCUGGGCGUGCGCGCCUGCGACCUGCCCGCCUGGGUCCAUUUUCCAGACACUGAAAGAGCAGAAUGGCUAAAUAAGACUGUAAAACACAUGUGGCCUUUUAUCUGCCAAUUUAUAGAGAAGUUGUUUCGAGAAACCAUUGAGCCAGCCGUGCGGGGAGCACACGCCCACCUCAGCACCUUCAGCUUCACCAGGGUGGACGUGGGGCAGCAGCCCCUCAGGAUCAAUGGUGUUAAGGUGUAUACUGAAAAUGUGGACAAAAGGCAAAUUAUUUUGGACCUUCAGAUUAGUUUUGUAGGAAAUUGUGAGAUUGACUUGGAGAUCAAGCGAUAUUUUUGUAGAGCUGGUGUGCAAAGUAUACAGAUUCAUGGUACCAUGCGGGUGAUCCUGGAACCACUGAUUGGAGACAUGCCCUUAGUGGGAGCUUUGUCCAUCUUCUUCCUUAGGAAGCCACUUUUAGAAAUUAACUGGACAGGACUGACUAAUCUUCUCGAUAUCCCCGGAUUGAAUGGUUUAUCAGAUACAAUCAUUUUGGAUAUAAUAUCAAACUACCUGGUGCUUCCCAAUCGAAUCACGGUUCCUCUCGUGAGUGACGUUCAAAUAGCUCAGCUGCGGUUCCCUAUACCAAAGGGUGUCCUGAGGAUACACUUUAUUGAAGCUCAGGAUCUUCAGGGAAAAGACACUUACCUUAAGGGACUUGUCAAGGGGAAGUCAGACCCCUAUGGAGUGAUUCGAGUUGGCAAUCAGAUCUUCCAAAGCAAGGUCAUCAAGGAGAACCUCAGUCCGAAGUGGAACGAGGUGUACGAGGCGCUGGUCUACGAACAUCCUGGACAGGAAUUAGAGAUCGAGCUCUUUGACGAAGACCCAGACAAGGACGACUUCCUCGGGAGUCUUAUGAUCGAUCUUAUUGAAGUUGAAAAGGAGCGCCUUUUAGAUGAAUGGUUCACCCUGGACGAGGUGCCCAGAGGAAAGCUGCACUUGAAACUGGAGUGGCUCACCCUCACGCCAGACGCCUCGAACCUCGAGCAGGUGCUGACUGACAUCAGAGCUGACAAGGACCAAGCCAACGAUGGGCUGUCCUCCUCGCUGCUCGUCUUGUACUUGGACUCGGCCAGGAACCUCCCGAGUAACCCAUUAGAAUUUAACCCUGAUGUCUUGAAGAAGGCUGCAAUUCAGAAAGCUUUAAAGUCGGGGAAGAAAGUAAACAGCAACCCCAAUCCUCUUGUCCAAAUGUCUGUCGGUCACAAGGCCCAGGAGAGCAAGAUUCGGUACAAAACCAAUGAACCUGUGUGGGAGGAAAACUUCACUUUCUUCAUUCACAAUCCCAAGCGCCAGGAGCUCGAAGUGGAGGUGAGGGAUGAGCAGCACCAGUGUUCCCUGGGGAGCCUGAGGGUCCCUCUCGGCCAGCUGCUCACCUGCGAGGACAUGACGCUGAACCAGCGGUUCCAGCUCAGCAACUCGGGUCCCAACAGCUCGCUGAAGAUGAAGCUCGCCCUCAGGGUACUCCACCUUGAAAAGCAAGAAAGGUCUCCAGACCACCAGCACUCAGCUCAAGUAAAGCGACCCUCUGUUUCCAAGGAAGGGAGAAAGAUAUCUGUCAGAUCUCAGAUGUCCGCAUCGCCAGGCACUGGCGACAGCGGCACAGCCCCGUCCACGCCGGUCAUCGGGGGCGGCGAUAAGCCUGGUGUGGAAGAGAGAGCCCAGCCUGCGGAGGCCAUCCUGCAGGGGCCGCGGGACCUGGGCAGGAGCUCCUCCAGCCUGCAGGCCAGCGCCGCCAGCUCCCCCAGCCACAUCUCCGUCAAGGAGCCCACCCCAAGCAUCGCCUCAGACAUCUCGCUGCCCAUCGCCACGCAGGAGCUGCGGCAGAGGCUGCGGCAGCUCGAGAACGGGACGACCCUGGGACAGUCCCCCCUGGGGCAGAUCCAGCUGACCGUCCGGCACAGCUCGCAGAGGAACAAGCUGGUGGUGGUCGUGCACUCCUGCAGGAAUCUCAUUGCCUUCUCUGAAGACGGCUCUGAUCCCUACGUCCGCCUGUAUUUGUUACCAGACAAGAGGAGGUCAGGAAGGAGAAAAACACACGUGUCAAAGAAAACACUGAACCCCGUGUUUGAUCAGAGCUUUGAUUUCAGCGUCUCGUUGCCAGAUGUGCAGAGGAGAACCUUGGACGUGGCCGUGAAAAACAGCGGUGGCUUCCUGUCCAAAGACAAAGGGCUUCUCGGCAAAGUUCUGGUUGGUCUGGCAUCUGAAGAACUCGCCAAAGGCUGGACCCAGUGGUACGACCUCACGGAGGACGGGACGAGGCCCCACGUGGCGACGUAGGCUGCGCUGGCCAAGGAGCCCCUGCUGUACCUGCCAGCCCUGUGCCGACACAGGCGCCCCUCCUACAGACGCACCCGUGCUCUUUUUAUAAUUUCAUGUACUUCGUCACUUGUCCCUUCAUGGUUUUAUAAAACAUUGACAUUUUAGGCUUAUGUGGCCAAUAUUAGCAUUAAGUUUUGUACGUUUAGUUUCCUCUAGCAUUUGACCAGUUAUUACCAAGAGCGUAGGGUAGUUGUCAGCUGUCUCUCCUAGGAAGCCGAUACGUGGUGUGCUUUAUUAUUGCCUUGUUUUGUAUAUCACUGAGGUGCACUAUGCUAUGUAAAUAGACUAUUUUUUAUAAUCUCUACAUGCUGGUUUGAAUUCAGAAGAAAAUGGAUCAAGGAAAUAUAUAUAUUUUUUCUUCUAAAUCUUAUUAAAUUCUUAUGACAAAUAAUCAUUUUUGUCUUUGCAGGAAAAAGUUCUCAGUAACCUAUUUUGUGGUGUUUCUUUUUAAAAAGAAAAGCUGAAAGAUGAGUAAAUAUUAGUAUAUUUCUGCCCAUUAUGAAUGAUGAAAGAAUGUAUUCAAAAUAUUUACACUUUCAUAAAUAUAAAGAUAUAUUAUUGAGAAGUCAGUUGAAGUGCUUAUAAGGAAAAAUGUCAUAUAACUGAGUAAUAUAAAAUAUUAAGACAGUUGUCACAGUUCAUAAAUCAUAGUGCACUAAUCUCAAAUUUCUACGUAAGAUGGAAUGUCUAAGUUUACUUUCAGUUGCUUGUUAUAACUUAACUCAUGAAACAUUGCAGAUACACAAUCAAACUUUUCCUGAAAUAGAAUACAGACAAAUUUUCAAUGUUAGCAGUUAGUCUGUUGUGAAAUUUACAGUGUUUUCUCAGCCCGGAAAGAAAGACCAAUGGUGGUGUCUCCAUAGAGGCUCUGAGGUGGGUUGGGGUGAGUAGAUAGGAAGUCGUGUCGGAAGCCGGCACUGGCUCCCUUGUCAUCAGUGUGGCACACAGAGGACAGAGCCCCCCAGCCGGCGCCACCACUGCCAGGACCCAGGGCUUUCGGCACAGCGGCUGUCAGUUUUAAAUAACCCUUUACUGGGUUUCCUCACUUUAUGCCAGUAUUGGGAUAUUGUCAUACAGCUUGUAUUUGGGAAUAUUUUUUCUUCUUAGAUUAUGAAAAGCAUGUUUUAUACACUUAAAGGUCUCAAGCCUCUUGGGAGGUGAGGCGCCACAGCCUUGUGGUAGCUGUGCACGCCCUGCACACAGGGUGCACGUGUGCAGAGAGAGCUUUAAGGAUUCUAAGCUGUGUGAUGCAGGCAACUUCCUUAGCCAUGAGGACAUCCUACAAUUACGUGUAAAUGCUGGGGAAGUACCGCUUUGAGACUGAGUCAGAGGUCUCACCAGGGGUCCCACCGUGGACUUGUGGACCCUGGAGUGACCAGACCUGCCCAGGUGCCUGUGUGGCCGCUGCUACUUCUGCCUCCUGCCCUCUGGCGUGUUUCCGUUCUGUCCACUGCGCACUUUGAGCCCUGGGUGUACGUGUGAUGGAGUCUGUAGCCUUGCAGCACGUCUCACGCAGGCGUGUAGACCUGGUGCUCUCGCAGCUUCCAGGGCCAUGAAGCUUCUCCGAAGCCCCAGCAGAGACCAUCUCUUCCGUCAGCGCAGGAGGAGGUUACGAAGGUGGUGACACACUCAAGGGCGUGUGCACGGAAACACCUGACUCUGGUGGUUUAGCAGCAUGAGAAAGGUAAUUACCAAAUCUAGUUGCCUGCCUGUGGUAUUAGAUUUAUUGGAGAUUUUUUAAAAAUGAGAUUUGUUGUGGGAAUUCCCCGGCAGUCCAGUGCUUAGAACUCUGCACUCUCACUGCCAGGGACCUGGGUUCAGUUCCUGGCUAUUGAGGGGCUUCUGGCAUAAUUUCUAAGAGAGGAGAAACAUUGAAAUGUAGCUCACAAGUGAUUUCUGCCAACAUCCCCAGCUCUUGGUUUCUGUAGCCAUGCACUUCACCUCUUCAACAUGUGUUUUAUUUGAUGGGAUGCUCUAUUUAAGCAAUGAGGCAAAAUAAAUGCCGUGAAGGGUACAGAACCCAAACAAAGCCAGUUAGCAUGAUGCCCACCCUCUGUGUGGACGGUGGGGGCUGGACACAGACCCAGCAGCCCACUCCAUCCUCUUCAGAAGGAAAGGGAGGACUCAGAGGUCACUGACAUGCCUCCCAGGUAGGAUGCUGUCUCCAUGGGCGACAGGUGUUCAAAGGGAACCUCUUGUGUCCGGUGGGCAGCUGAGAAGGGGCGUCGGGCCAGACCCCGGGCUCCAGAAUCCUGGCGAUGGGCACUCGGUUCUCAAAUCCUUUGUCGCCGGUUCUGAAUAAUUGAUUCAUCUGGGAAAAGGGAACUUUUAACUUUUCUACCUUGAGCCAAACCAAUGGAGGGAAAAUUAAGGUGGGUUCAUUUGAAUUGUUCCUUUGUUGCUCAUCCUGUGCCUUAAUGUCGGAAGCGUGGGGCGUUGCCUCCGGUGAAAGCAGGAGCCUGGCGGCUGCUCGCAGCUGAAUUCACCCCAGUGUACCCCCCCGUCAGGGGUCAGUCCUCCGUCAGGAACUGAAGCCAAAUGCAGACCAGCGCGUGCGCUUAUUUUGUGGUUGUUGCUUUAACUCCAAUCUAGCUGGACCGCCCGCUGCAGAUGGAACACAGCAGAAGGGUUUUCUUUAUUGUAAAAUGCCCUUUUUGCUCAACUAAUUUUACAUGACAGUGCAUGUAUUUAUUCAAUAAAACUUCUAUGUUA
This is a messenger RNA of Hippopotamus amphibius kiboko, 5431 nucleotides long. RefSeq names its product extended synaptotagmin 2 (gene ESYT2). Gene Ontology annotation, biological process: lipid transport. Gene Ontology annotation, molecular function: lipid binding. The coding region runs from base 83 to 2677 and encodes 864 amino acids. Lineage: Eukaryota; Metazoa; Chordata; Mammalia; Artiodactyla; Hippopotamidae. The transcript is spliced from 23 exons. The record is from RefSeq and is a predicted model, not a curated record.